AUGGCAUUACCUAAUUUAAGACCAGGGAACAUUAUUGUGGCCUCACCAGUUCCACAAAAAGUCAAACUGUCUUCAGGUACACCUGGCACUUCAGAAAAGGAAAAGAAUUCAACCCCAUUUCUACCAUCUCCACAUGGCCAUCCUAACUUUACCCCUACCAGGUCUAGAGGCAUGGCAACUGCAGCUAAAGCAGCCGCAGCACAGUCCGAGGGCCGUGUUCCAAAGCCCCCCAAGCCUCCAGACAAGCCUCUCAUGCCCUACAUGCGAUACAGCAGAAAGGUAAUAGGAAAGGUCUGGGAGCAAGUCAAGGCACAGAACCCUGACCUCAAGCUCUGGGAGAUCGGCAAGAUCAUUGGCCAGAUGUGGCGGGACCUGUCUGACCAAGAGAAGCAGGAGUUCCAGGAGGAAUAUGACGUUGAGAAGACACAGUACACCGAUGCUCUGAAAGCUUAUCACAAUUCUCCAGCCUACCAGGCUUGGAUUGCUGCUAAAGCUGAGAGAGAGGCUGUUGAUGAAGAUGAACCAGUUGUUCGACCUGAAAGACCUCCAGUAUCUUCCCACAAACCAAGUUCAAAAGGUGAAGGGUCAAGAAUCAGUAUUCUGCCAAUGGAUGAUGAUGAUGAUUUGGAGGACGGUUUUACAACCAAACACAUUGCCCAGGCCAGGUACAUACGCAACCAUCGUCUCAUCAAUGAAAUCUUCAGUGACAUGGUCGUGCCAGAUGUCCGCAGUGUUGUCACUGAGGCCAGAAUGACCGUGCUCAAGAGGCAGGUCCAGUCUUUGACCAUGCAUCAGAAAAAACUGGAAGGGGAAUUACACCAGAUAGAAGACAAACAUGAACAAAAGAAAAAGAAGUUUAUGGAGUCUAAUGAGUCAUUUCAUCAGGAGCUAAAGAGGUUGUGCGAGUCCAAGCCACAGAUUUCGGAUGAGAUGUUCAGUGGUAUGGUCAACAAAGCAGUAAAGGAUGAACUGAAACAGCGACAGCACCAGCACGUAGCACAGCCACACGAUGAGGAGAGGAGAAUAGCCCAGACCCAGAUCAGCUCAGAGGAAGGACAGACUAUUGGGACACAUUUGGCCGAUGGACAUUUAGCUUCCAGCCUCAUCGGUGGAAACCAUGAACCGAUGGAGGUGGACAAGAGUGCUGUUAUGACCUCAUCUUCCGUUGUGGAGGCCAAUCCAGUGGAUGUUGCCACACCCAGUCCUCAUUCGGCCACUGCGAGCGAGGAAGUUGUCAACAACAUUGUUGUGACACCAGACAAAAAUGGAACUGAGUUAGCAGGGACACCAAUCACAGAAAUCAAAGAAAGUUCAAACAGAGAGCCAGCAGAAGAAGUAUCUCCAACUGCAGAACUGACAGCCAACCAACUGGAAACGGUCCCAGAGAGUGGAGCGAUCAACAGACAAGAUAUACCGUCUUGA
Molecule: messenger RNA, 1422 nt
Organism: Candidula unifasciata
Lineage: Eukaryota; Metazoa; Mollusca; Gastropoda; Stylommatophora; Geomitridae
Source: the annotation of a GenBank genome assembly